This is a messenger RNA of Mustela lutreola (European mink), 943 nucleotides long. RefSeq names its product dysbindin domain containing 2 (gene DBNDD2). Gene Ontology annotation, cellular component: cytoplasm. The coding region runs from base 1 to 483 and encodes 160 amino acids. The transcript has 3 exons. Gene Ontology annotation, biological process: negative regulation of protein kinase activity. NCBI's taxonomy places the organism in Eukaryota, Metazoa, Chordata, Mammalia, Carnivora, Mustelidae. The record is from RefSeq and is a predicted model, not a curated record.
AUGGACCCAAAUCCUCGGGCAGCCCUGGAGCGCCAGCAGCUCCGCCUUCGGGAGCGGCAGAAAUUCUUUGAGGAAAUUUUACAGCCGGAGACAGAGUUUGUCUUCCCCCUGUCCCACCUGCAUCUCGAGUCACAGAGACCCCCCAUAGGUAGUAUCUCCUCCAUGGAAGUGAACGUGGAUGCCCUGGAGCAGGUAGAACUUAUUGACCUUGGAGACCAGGAUGGAGCAGAUGUGUUCUUGCCUUGUGAGGACCCUCCACCAGCCUCCCAGACGUCUGGGCUGGAUGAGCACCCAGAGGAGUUGAGCCUUCCAAUGCCGACGCCUGACAGGACUGCAUCCCGCACGUCCUCGUCAUCUUCUGACGACUCCACCCACCUGCACAGCCCAAAUUCCAGUGACGGCGGGGCGGACACGCCCUUGGCACAGUCUGAUGAGGAAGAGGAUGGGGCUGAUGGAGGGGCAGAGCCUGGAGCUUGCAGCUAGCGGUGGGCUCCAUCUACAGACUGACCGAGCCGGCUCUUCUCCACAGGAGACCGUAGGCCCAGCCAGAGCCCUUCGGAGAAGACCAGACUCUUUACUUGCAGUCGGCACCAGGGGGAGGCAAGGACAGCGGGAUAACGCACCUCUCUGGGAAUUAACUGUCCUGCUUCCCUGCUAACCUUUCCUGCUACAACCCUCCCACCAGUUUUUGGCUUCCCCCUGAGGUAGGGCUUACAGGCGAGGAGAUGGGACAUGAGGCAGGACAAGAUGCUACUGCUCUCCCUAGCACCCGUCCCUCCCCACACUAUCCUGCCAUCUUCUGAUAGUGUCUCCUAAACCAGUGUCUCUAAGUGGCUGUGAGCUCCUUAGCAUGCCCUGAGUAGUGGUACUCCAGCUGUCCUGCUCCCCCACAUCCUGUUUGGGAAAAGGGCACAGUAUAAAUAAUAAAAAAGAAUCCACCAAC